This is a messenger RNA of Acinonyx jubatus (cheetah), 1953 nucleotides long. Its product is annotated as 40S ribosomal protein S27-like. Gene Ontology annotation, molecular function: RNA binding; structural constituent of ribosome. Bases 295 to 483 code for a protein of 62 amino acids. The transcript has a single exon. Gene Ontology annotation, biological process: ribosomal small subunit assembly; translation. Gene Ontology annotation, cellular component: ribosome; cytosolic small ribosomal subunit. Lineage: Eukaryota; Metazoa; Chordata; Mammalia; Carnivora; Felidae. The record is from RefSeq and is a predicted model, not a curated record.
GUCUUGCAGAUUGUCUAGUUACAGAAAAAAAAAGAAUGUCUUGUCUCUGAAUCUGCUUCUUCAUUGGUAAAAAAAGGGAUGAUGUUGUCCCCUUCUCUCCUAUAUCAUUGCUAUGGUUGAAUAAGGUGGCAUAUGUGAAAAUAUUUGGUAAAUUAAAAAGAAUUAAGGACUGGCUAGGCUUACAAAAGAAUCAAUAUGCCUUUAGCUAGAAAUUUACUACACCCAUCCUUAAAAGAGGAAAAGAAAAAAAAACAUAAAAAGAAAUAGCUAGCUCAAAGCCCAGAUUCCUAUUUUAUGGAUGUAAAAUGUUCAGGUUGUUACAAGAGUACCACGGUUUUCAGCCAUGAUCAGACGGUGUUUUUUUGUUUUUUUGUUUUUUUGUUUUUUUUUUUUUGUAUAGGUUGUUUAACAUUGUUGCACCAGCCAAGAGGAGGAAAGGCCAGACUCACAGAAGGCUUUUCAUUUAGAAGAAAGCAACACUAAUGAUCCAUAUUAGUGUUAUAUACUCCUGAAUUUGUGUUAUAUCACAGAGAGCCUUAUCAGUUCAGUAAUUCCAGUUAAUCUAUAAAGAUAAUGUAAUUGUUUUUAAUUUUUUAAGGUGCACAUCAGUUGUCUAUUUUGGUGUCAGUUUUUCAAUAAAUUUUGGCUAUGGACAAAAAAAAGCACUAAACAAUGUAAACUGUUACUAAUACUUGCUAAAGUAUGAAAGUGUGAGUGCAUGUGAUUGAUGUGUGUACAUACAGCUUACAGUGAGGGUAUUGUUUUAAGGAUGGACAACUCCCCUACUACUAACUCAGAGAGUUAUAAAAUUUCAGGGCAAAGAGGGACCUCAAAGGUCAUGUGAUCUAACCCCAUCUGGUGCUUGUUAAAAAGGAGGCUGGAGGAGAAAAUGGUCUGGUAUCUACUAAGGAAACUGAUCUGUGUCUCUACAUAGUCAUUAAUCUCCCAAAUUCUGUUAAUUUAGAAAAUAGUACCACAGAUUUUUUUUAUUAAUCUUAUAAAUUGACUUGAAUUAAUAUUUUUUUACUUUUAAUGUUUUUAAUAAUGUUGACUGAAGUAAAGCAUUAUAUUUAUUUCAAUGCAGACUCUUCCUUUUUCUUCUAAUUACCAUAUUCCAAAAAUAUGGAAAUUAAAAAAUUGGAAGGCAAUUUUCUUAGAUCAGCUUAUUGUUUCUGAAUUUUGCUCCUAAAAGAAGAUUCUUUGCAUUCCCAAAUUAAGAACGUGAUUCGUUGGGGAAGAUGUUCUAACCCAAAGUACAGAAAACAGAGAGAAGAGUCACAGUUUUAUCUUUCAGCUCACGUAUUCUGGAUGUUAAUCAGUACCUAAUGCCAAUUUAUCUCAGGGAAGACCACCCAGGUAACUUUAAUCAGGUUGGACUUUAUAGUAGAUGAUUAUUUCAAGGCAGUUCUCAGUAUAUAUGGCUUAAUUCCAAGGGUAAUGUUAGUCAUUUUUAUGUAACUCUAAAUUUGCCAAGGAAACAAGAAUAUUAUAGUGAUAGUUAAGCAAAACAUUAAGGUAAUUAGCCUUAGAUGAGAAAACACAAGUGCCACUUUUUUCUUCCUUUUUAAUUUUUAUUUAUUUAUUUUUAUUUAAAUACAAGUUAGUUAACAUACAGUGUAGUCUUGGCUUCAGGAGUAGAACCCAGUCUCUUACAUAUGACACCCAUUGCUCAUCCCAACAAGUGACCUCCUUAAUUCCCAUUAACAAUUUAACUCAUCCCCUGAACCCACUCCCCCUCCAGUAACGCUCAGUUUGUUUUCUGGAUUGAAGAGUCACUUAUGGUUUGUCUCAUCUCUGUUUUUAUCUAAUAUUUCCCUUCCCCUAUGCAAUUCUAUUGAGUUUCUCAAAUUCCACAUGAGUGAAAUCUUAUGAUAUCUGUCUUUCUCUAACUGACUUAUCAUAAUGCUCUGUAGUUCCAUCCAUGUUGUCACAAAGACAAGAUUUCAUUCUUUA